This is a messenger RNA of Elaeis guineensis (African oil palm), 848 nucleotides long. Its product is annotated as transcriptional activator hap3-like. Gene Ontology annotation, molecular function: DNA-binding transcription activator activity, RNA polymerase II-specific; RNA polymerase II cis-regulatory region sequence-specific DNA binding; protein heterodimerization activity. The record is from RefSeq and is a predicted model, not a curated record. Gene Ontology annotation, biological process: regulation of transcription by RNA polymerase II. Gene Ontology annotation, cellular component: nucleus; CCAAT-binding factor complex. Lineage: Eukaryota; Viridiplantae; Streptophyta; Magnoliopsida; Arecales; Arecaceae.
UCUCUUUGAUGAGUUUAGGAUUUUCUCCUCUCUAAAAAUGGAUGGUAGUAUAGAUGGCCAACCAUACUUGAGAGGCCAUGACUGCAAUGUUGCUAGAGCCAAAGCCGGUACUACAUCAUAUGAAUGCAUCAAUGGGCAAGAUCACCUAUUGCCCAUAGCCAAUGUGGGACGAAUUAUGAAGCAAGCUCUGCCAGACAAUGCAAAGAUAUCCAAACGCGCAAAGGAAACAAUGCAGGAAUGCGCAUCCGAGUUCAUUAGCUUUGUCACCGGAGAAGCCUCUGAACAAUGCCGCAAGGAGAAGCGCAAGACGAUCAAUGGGGAUGAUAUUUGUUCCGCUAUGAAGACACUUGGCCUUGAUGAGUAUGCUGAUGCCAUGAAAAGAUAUUUGUGUAGAUACAGGGAGCAUGCAGAGAAGGCCACCUCUAUGAAGCGCAAUAAGCCAGUUCAAAUUAAUGUCAGAAAUGAAUUACCAGUCUUUCGAAGCCAUCAGUAUAGAGACCGAUCGCCAUCCAAGCGUCAUUGCAAUGUUGCACAGGAAAGGAAAUUUCUCUGAAUGCAAUUUUGGGAAUUUGACUGAAUAUUUAAACUGCUUAAUAUCUAUGAUAUGUUCUCUUUUGUGUCUUGCUGUUUUGGUGAGUGGCAGUGGAGUUGUCUAGCUUCUGUACUGCUGAUCUUUAUGUACUACCUUGUGCUGUUUUUCUGCAUUUCUGUAUUCCACAUUGGUACCUUGUCUCUUAAAUGGUCCCUGGUGUUUGAAAAUAUCAAUCUCUCUAUUCUGGGAUAGGGCUUUUCUAUCAAUUUUUGUAUGCUUAAGCUUUCCCAUGUUGAAAAUAUCCUAUGAAGUAUAA